GAAUUUUAACCAAAGCAUCGUAGAAGCCACCCAAAUGUGUAUUGAGUGGUCGGGAAAUGUCCACAACAGCGAAGCUAUCCAAAUCCAUUUUAUCACAACUCUCUUCGAUCAAGAUUACAUCCCGCAACAAGAUCAAGCAAGGUUGAAACACAGGCAAAUUAAGAUGUCAACAGAGGUGAUGUUUCUUCGCAGUCACUGUUACCACGUACCAGAAAGAACAUCACCGCUCCUCUCUCCUUGCACUUACAAUGUCUAUGCCAAUAUCAGAUCAGACCACCCAGUAAGACUAAUGAGGAGAAGGCUGACAGCACCUAAACUGUUACUGCUGCCACAAGUACAGAGACCAAAUAGAAAACCAUCACCAUUAACAACAAUAACAGCAGCUGCUGCAGGUGUGCCACUGCCUCCACUUGAUUUGACUGAAGAGAAUGUUAAACAGGUGUUGGUUGAUGCUCGAGCCGAGCUUGGACAGAUUUUUGACACUUCAGUGGGCAUAACAGGACAAGUUGAACUUGCUGAAUUGGAUGGACCAUUUGUGGUGAUUAGUCUCAAAGGUAGGUUUUGGCACGAACGUUCCAUGGUUGUUGCUAGAAUUGGCAACUACUUGAAGCAGAGAAUCCCUGAAAUUUUGGAGGUAGAGAUUGAAGAUGAGAAACAGCUGGAUGACAGCCCAGAAAAUUUUUAAGGUGGUCGGUUCUAGUAGGUUGUAAUAAUCUGCUUUGUAGCUCUCCGUUCUGUGGCAUUGUAUUGGAUUUCAGUGAUUUCUUCGGGUGAAAUUUAAAAAAUUAACGAAAGAGUUGCGCUACUA
Molecule: messenger RNA, 808 nt
Organism: Populus trichocarpa (black cottonwood)
Lineage: Eukaryota; Viridiplantae; Streptophyta; Magnoliopsida; Malpighiales; Salicaceae
Exons: 4
Coding region: 35-685 (216 amino acids)
Source: RefSeq, a predicted model, not a curated record